This is a messenger RNA of Biomphalaria glabrata, 2191 nucleotides long. Its product is annotated as F-actin-capping protein subunit alpha-2-like. Lineage: Eukaryota; Metazoa; Mollusca; Gastropoda; Planorbidae. Gene Ontology annotation, molecular function: actin filament binding. Gene Ontology annotation, cellular component: actin cortical patch; F-actin capping protein complex. The coding region runs from base 107 to 997 and encodes 296 amino acids. The transcript is spliced from 9 exons. Gene Ontology annotation, biological process: barbed-end actin filament capping; actin cytoskeleton organization. The record is from RefSeq and is a predicted model, not a curated record.
AAUGAGAAGAAUCCAUAUUUAUAAUUGUUUCAUUACUUCGUAUAAGUUUUACUAUUAGUAUCGGUAUUUUCGCGAGAUCUGCAUCACGCACCGGACCGAAAUUAAAAUGGCCGACAACUACGAUGAUGAACCUAUUUCCGAUCAGGAAAAGGUUAGGAUAGCUUCAAAUUUCAUCCUCCAUGCUCCCCCUGGUGAAUUUAAUGAAGUAUUUAAUGAUGUUAGAAUUCUAGUGAAUGAAGAUAGUCUUCUGAAAGAAGGUGCAUCUGGAGCAUUUGCCCAGUACAAUAAGGACCAGUUCACUCCUUGUAAAAUAGAAGGCUCUGAUUAUCAGGUGCUUAUAACAGAACAUGGAGAUUUAGGCAAUAAUAGAUUCCUUGAUCCAAGAUCUAAACAAACGUUCCGUUAUGACCAUCUAAGGAAAGAAGCUCAGGAUGUUCAACCAGUAGACGUUGAUCAAAAAGCUGAAAGCUGGCGUCAUGCAGUGGAAGUCGCUCUCACAGCAUACAUUUCCUCACAUUACAAAUAUGGUGUUACCACUAUCUAUGGCAGCAGAAGGGAUGGAAAUAUAACUAUCAUUGCCUGCAUAGAAAGCCAUGCCUUUGAACCUAAAAACUGGUGGAAUGGUAGAUGGAGAGGUCAAUGGUCUGUAACAUUUCCAGAAUCUGGUGGUUCAGCUGAAGUGAGCGGUUUGUUGAGAGUUCAGGUCCAUUAUUAUGAAGAUGGCAAUGUGCAAUUAGUAAGUUCAAAAGAAUUCAAGCAGAACAUAAAAGUACAGAAUGAGGCAGAAACAGCCAAAAACUUUGUCCACUUGAUUUCGGAAUCAGAAGGAGAAUAUCAGCGAGCACUCUCAGAAAAUUACCAAACCAUGUCUGACACAACAUUCAAAGCAUUGCGUCGUCAAUUACCUGUCACAAGAUCAAGAAUAGAUUGGAACAAAAUCUUGGGCUACAAAAUUGGUGGCGACUUGAAAAGUAGUAAGGGAGAUCAGUAUGAUUAGUUUGAUUUUUUUAUUUUAUUUUUUGUAAUUUAUAAUUUAUUUUUGUUUACUGCUAUCAUUUGUUUUUUUCAAUUCAUGAUAAAAUUAAUACUGUACAUUGGCAUUUAUAAUUUCUAUUAUUUUAAGAGAAAAUAUUGUUUUAAUGUGGGUUAAAUUCUUGCAAGGUAGUUACCAUAUUUUACAGCGUUUGUUUUGAUCCUUGUUAGUAAGACAAUGGUAAAGAGUUAUUAAGUCCUCUGCUAUUGUAGUACUUUGGGGUACAUAGUAACUUGUAGACUAAUAGCUACACACUUGUAUGUGUGUAUACAUUUGGCCCUGCUCUAAUCUUUCAUAACAGUUGAUAGAUGGAUGAUACAUUUUAUUGGUACAGUUGUUAGACUAUGUACAUAUGAAGAGUAUGAUGAUUUGUUUUUUUCCCUUUUCCGUUCUCCUGUUCCAUCAACAUUUUGUUUUUUGUUAAGGUGGCAUUUUAUGGUUCAUUGUAAGAUCAGCCCAUGUACAAAAUGUUUGUGUGUAUGUUUGUAUUUUGAACAAAUGAUAAUGCUCAUUUAUUUCUCUUCUCCUGUGUGCCCUUGACACCAAGUCUCUUCAAACUGGAAACGAAAAAAUAACUUUAUUGUAAAAUAUUCUAAUCCAACAGCUUUUCGUUGAUAAUAAUGCAACAAUAAAAAUAAAAUUCCUUUUAAAAGCUCAGUUUGUUUAUUUUAUCCUGUCUUGUGUUCGUUUAAAUUUUUAAUGAAAAUUAUCUUUAGUCUAAAUUGUGUUUCAUUUAAAAUUUUGUUUCCUUAAAUAUAUAAAAAAGAUUUCUACUUGCUAAAAAUAACCUACCAAAAGCUUGCUAAAAAAAAAUAACAAAAAGAAAAUUGUUGUUUUCUCAAUAUUUUUUUAUCUGUAAUCAAUCUUUCUUAAAAAAAAAUUUGACAGUUAUUCCUAAUAUCAUCAAAUCAUGUUUUCAAAUGAAUUUUGAUGUAUUUUUGUGUAUGUAUUAAUGUACAGUGAAUAAAUGCACCCAUACAUUUAUCAAAUCUAUUGACACUUGAAAUGAAUACUUAAUUGCUAGUUUAGAAUACUUCAGGCUGGAGAGUAUCAUUCUUUUCAGUUGGUUAGGAAGUCACAAAGGCAAAUAUUUCUUUUUCUUAUUGCAUAUGUGAAUAUGUAUGAACUUAUUGUAUUAAAGAUUUACCUUGAACAGUU